Capra hircus (goat) is the source of this 705-nucleotide messenger RNA. Its product is annotated as intelectin-1a. The transcript has 6 exons. Gene Ontology annotation, molecular function: oligosaccharide binding. The record is from RefSeq and is a predicted model, not a curated record. Lineage: Eukaryota; Metazoa; Chordata; Mammalia; Artiodactyla; Bovidae.
AUGGUGCAAGCUACUUGUCUGGAACUUUUGGCCUUCCCCAUCACAGAGAUCCAGCCCAGGUUCCUGCUAUUUCUCAUAUUGGCCACUAGAGGGUGCGGUGCAGCAUAUAUUUCUGUGGACGUAAACUCUUGGGGGAAAUUUUUCUCUCCAUCUCUACCCAGAAGCUACAAGAAAAUCAGAGUGAGGUGCUGCAGUGCGUGUGAUGGCUUGUAUCACCUCCACACUGAGAAUGGUGUUAUCUACCAGACCUUCUGUGAUAUGACCUCUGGGGGUGGUGGCUGGACCCUGGUGGCCAGCGUCUAUGAGAACAAUAUGCGUGGGAAAUGCACAUUGGGCAAUCGCUGGUCCAGUCAGCAGGGCAACAGGGUUGACUACGCAGAGGGUGACAGAAACUAGGCCAACUACAACACGUUUGGGUCUGCAGAAGCAGCCACCAGCGAUGACUACGAGAACCCCGGCUACUACGACAUCCAGGCCCAGGACCUGGGCAUCUGGCACGUGCCCAACAAAUUCCCCCUGCAGCACUGGAGGAACAGCUCCCUGCUGAGGUACCACACCAACAUGGGCUUCUUCCGGAGACUGGGGCAUAAUCUGUUUGGUUCUCUCAGGUACAUGGGGCUGCUGGCUGGGGGUGAUUUCCUGAGUGUAGAGACUGAGGAAGUGACUAAGGCUGGGCAUGUGGUCCUAUGGUCCAUGUUCCCCUGA